Coniophora puteana RWD-64-598 SS2 is the source of this 1493-nucleotide messenger RNA. RefSeq lists its product as uncharacterized. The record is from RefSeq and is a predicted model, not a curated record. The transcript has 3 exons. Lineage: Eukaryota; Fungi; Basidiomycota; Agaricomycetes; Boletales; Coniophoraceae. The coding region runs from base 133 to 1245 and encodes 370 amino acids.
CCUCCCGUCGCUCGCCGCCCCUCUCCUCUACCCACACCCUCCGCCGCUUCUCUCUCGCGCAAACGCGGCUGGGAAUCCUCAAGUUCUUCUCCAAGCAAAGACCAUCUCUACCCGCCAGCAAAGCAUCGUGCCAUGGAGGAUUCACAACAAGAUGUUGCUCAGGAGCCUGCUCUUGAUGAACUCCCGCCGGUGAAGCGGCGCCGUACGCUUGCUGGUACCAUCGUUUCCACUGCUGUGAGCGCCGUCCUGAUAGGGACCGCCGUCGGUCUGACUGCAUAUCGAUUAUGGCGCGACCGCGGACAGGAGUUCGCUAUCGAGGCGUCUCCAGGAGAGGAUCCGGAGGAGCCCCGCGAAUCACAUGAAGAUUCUAGCGACAUGGGUCCGCCCCCACCAUACCACGCUGAGGAUUACCAUCGGUCCCGCGUUGCGCCUCCCUCGCCGAAGCCGCAUCGGCGAGCGCAGGCACCGCACCACAGCAGCGCAUUCAAGCGCCCUACCAACACUCAACGUCGACGCGUAGCGGCAGCGGGCCGCCACCACCAGGCCUCUGCGUCCAGUCAGUCGUCAUAUCUCUCGGUACCAACUCGUCCGGAGUUCGACUUCAGGUCUCAGCCCCUGUCUCGCGAGGGUGAUGCUGACGUCGAGAUGGACGUCGAGGGAGACGGGGGAGCCGAAGAAGAAGUCCAGCUGGACCGAUUAGGCGCCCAGAUGGAGGCGCUCCUCAACGCGGGUCGGGCCGCCCUCCGGUCGGAAGUCGUCGUCGCAUCGGAGGAUCCGCAGGACGCUGUCGACGACGGUGGUGGGGACUGGGUGGAGGACGAGCUUCCCGCUGCGGGUCCGUCGAAUUUGCGUCGGCCGCGGUCGGGAUCACUCCGCCGACCUCGUGCAAGUUCGGGGACAGCCAUAGGCGGCUCUUUGAGACGCCAGCACCGCCCGCAGGAGCUGCGCCCGCCUCCGGCGUACUCGACGUUCAAUCAGAAUCACUCGACGCCCACUCUUGGUGGUUCCGUUGCUGGCCCCUCGUCGUCGUAUGGCACGCCCUCGCCAACAUCUUCCCCGCGAUCGCGUACGUUCGCUGGGUCGCAGCCCGGUAGCAGCGUGAACGAGUUUAGUGGCUUGCAUGCACCGUUUACUACGCCACCACGGAGAACCGCCGCGGCCGGCCGUAGCAACGACGCGGAAUCUUGGGCAAGUCCGGAGCUGCGGGCGUCGAUGGAGCUCGCGAGGGCGAGGUAUCGAAGAUAGGCCGGCUACUUCCGAGGUCUCUCGCCAAGGGUUUCAUGUGUGGCACUAUGCGGUUGGAGAAUUACAGUCCUCGCGCAGUUGAUGGGUAGAUAAGGCAGAGAAGGACGAGUGUAGGAGGGUUGUAACGGUUAUAACCGUGUUUUGAUCUUGUUAUUUGCACUUUUUAUCGACUAUACCGUGACACUAAAGGGGUGAUACAGUAUAUCGGAUUACAACCGAGAGGGAUGGACGUCUGUGAUCUUGUUUUA